AUGAACUUUCUUCUGUUGAUUCUGGCCCUGCAGGUUUCUACAUAUGAAGCCAUGCCCAUGAGUAAUCAAACAGACCGAGAGGAAAAUGAAAUGGAAUAUGCUAAGAGGUACUUGGCCCAGUUCUAUGGCUUUACAGACGGAAUUCCAGUGACAAGAAUGAAACACAAUGGAAACUUCCUGGAAGAAAAAAUUCAGGAAAUGCAGCAGUUCUUAGGGCUAGAGGUGACAGGAAAACUAGACACACCUACCCUGGAGAUGAUGCACACUCCUCGGUGUGGAGUCCCAGACGUUCACCAUCUCAGAGCAGUGCCACGGAGGUCAAUAUGGAAGAGACAUAACCUUACCUACAGGAUCAAUAACUACACUCCUGACAUGAAGCGUGCAGAUGUUGACUAUAUCAUUCAGAAAGCUUUUCAAGUAUGGAGUGAUGUAACUCCCCUGAAAUUCAGAAAGGUUAAUGUAGGCGAGGCUGACAUUAUGAUACGUUUUGCAUAUGGAGAUCAUGGGGACUACAGUUCUUUUGAUGGUAGAGAUGGAAUCUUAGCCCAUGCUUUUGAACCUGGACCCGGCAUUGGAGGAGAUACACAUUUUGAUGAGGCAGAAACCUGGAGUAAAAGUUCUCAGGGCAAAAACUUGUUCCUUGUCGCUGUUCAUGAGCUUGGCCAUUCCUUGGGACUUGGGCAUUCCAGUAACAGGAAGGCCAUAAUGUUCCCCAACUAUGGUUAUAUAGAUCCCAAGAAAUUUCACCUCUCCACUGAUGACAUUCGUGGCAUUCAGUCCCUCUAUGGAGUCCCCGAUAAACAAGGACCUGUGGCAAAACCCCAUAAGCCAGAAUCAGCUGUCUGUGACCUCGGCUUGAGCUUUGAUGCUGUCACAACAGUGGAAGACAAAAUCUUUUUCUUUAAAGACAAGUACUUCUGGUGGAAACUUCCUGAGAGCUCAACCACUACUGUUGCUUUAAUUUCUUCUUUGUGGCCAACUAUACCAUCUGGCAUAGAAGCUGCUUAUGAAGUUGAAGGCAGAAAUCAACUUUUCCUUUUUAAGGGUGACAGGUACUGGUUAAUAAGCAAUUCAGCACCACAACCAUCCUAUCCCAGGAGCAUCUCUUCCCUGGGCUUCCCCAAGUCUGUGAAAAAUAUUGAUGCAGCUGUUUUCAACCCAUCUCUUUAUAAGGCCUACUUCUUUGUAGAUAAGCAAUAUUGGAGGUAUGACGUGAGAAGACAGACCAUGGACCCUGCUUAUCCCAAACUCAUUUCCACAUACUUCUUAGGAAUCAGACCUAAAAUUGAUGCAGUCUUCUAUUUCAAAAGACACUACUAUUUCUUCCAAGGAUCAACCCAAUUUGAAUAUGAUGUCUUAUCACAUCGGGUCACCAAAACCCUGAAAAGCACUAGCUGGUUUGGUUGCUAGGAAUGAUGCAAUUCAUGA
Messenger RNA from Jaculus jaculus (lesser Egyptian jerboa), 1428 nucleotides. RefSeq names its product matrix metallopeptidase 12 (gene Mmp12). Lineage: Eukaryota; Metazoa; Chordata; Mammalia; Rodentia; Dipodidae. The transcript has 10 exons. Bases 1 to 1410 code for a protein of 469 amino acids. Gene Ontology annotation, molecular function: zinc ion binding; metalloendopeptidase activity. Gene Ontology annotation, cellular component: extracellular matrix. Gene Ontology annotation, biological process: collagen catabolic process; proteolysis; extracellular matrix organization. The record is from RefSeq and is a predicted model, not a curated record.